CAUGUUUUUGUAAAUUUUAAAAUUAUAAAAAGUUAUUUCAGUCAUGCUUUGACAUUUUUUCAUUGUACUGAUCGAUAACUGAACAUUUCAUUAAAAUGAUGGAAAUAGAGUCUACAUCAUCAUCUGUAUCCACAGAAAUCUCAGAAAAAGCAAGAUUGGGUGAAUGCGAAGUUUGUGGCUUCCACCAAGCCAAAUACACUUGCCCCCGAUGUGAAGUUAAAACAUGCUCACUAAAAUGUAACAAAAUACACAAACUUGAGGUGGAAUGUGAUGGACAGAGGGACAGAACUAAGUUUAUUCCUAUUAAUAAGUUUACAAACAUGGAUCUCUCUAGUGACUAUAGAUUGUUGGAGGAAAUCACAAGGAGUUUGGAGGCCUCAAAGAAAAAGUACAAAAGAAGUAAUAAAAUGCCCAAUUUUAUACCUCCUCACCUUCUCAAAUUAAGAUAUGCAGCCAACUCGAAACAUAUUUUACUAAAAUACCUGCCAAACGAAUUUGGCCGUCAUCGCAAAAACACGACAAGGCUGGAUUUUAAAACCAAAAAAAUUCACUGGCAUGUUGACUGGGUAUUUGUCAAUGCAGAUAAUUUGAAAAUAUCGGAAACAGUACCAGAAGAUCAAAAGCUUAGUUUAGUACUUCAGAAGUACCUUGUCAAGCAAGACGAUGAAGCUUUACAGGAGAAACUACAGUAUUAUCAGGCAGUUGAUUUGCCUGGAAUUCACUUGUAUUUAAAAGCUGAACAAAAGGCGGGGAAAAAGUUCUACGAAUUGGACGCGUCGGAUACAUUGACGGAAUGUUUGAGGAGGAAAUUGGUUAUUGAAUAUCCUACUAUUCAUGUGGUUUUGAAGGGUCAUGAAAGUCUUUACAAUGUGAUUGAUACUGAUGAUGAAAAUGAACAAAUGGAGACAGAUGAGAUAAAAAGUGGGAAAGAAGUUGUUGAUCGAAUUAUUAACAAUGCAGAGGAUGAAGACAGUCUUUACAGGUCUCUUAAAAAUUUGCUGUUUGUUUCAGAAUAUUCUGAUGAUGAACUUUCAAAUGGUGAAUGAAGUAUUAAGUUAGUAUUUGUUGAUUCUUCUUUUUUAAUUUUGUUAUUGAGAAUAUAUUUUUGUUUGGGAAGCA
This is a messenger RNA of Aethina tumida (small hive beetle), 1119 nucleotides long. RefSeq names its product box C/D snoRNA protein 1. Bases 96 to 1046 code for a protein of 316 amino acids. Gene Ontology annotation, biological process: box C/D snoRNP assembly; snoRNA localization; maturation of LSU-rRNA from tricistronic rRNA transcript (SSU-rRNA, 5.8S rRNA, LSU-rRNA). The transcript is spliced from 4 exons. Gene Ontology annotation, cellular component: nucleus; pre-snoRNP complex. NCBI's taxonomy places the organism in Eukaryota, Metazoa, Arthropoda, Insecta, Coleoptera, Nitidulidae. The record is from RefSeq and is a predicted model, not a curated record.